Messenger RNA from Sclerotinia trifoliorum, 889 nucleotides. The record is from the annotation of a GenBank genome assembly. NCBI's taxonomy places the organism in Eukaryota, Fungi, Ascomycota, Leotiomycetes, Helotiales, Sclerotiniaceae.
CUAAUAAUUUGUUUUAUCGAUAUUUCGAACGGUCAUGAUGAGGUCAGUUUGUCGAAUCAUUCAAUAUUUUCAAAUUUCCUAUGCCAGAAUCAGAACGAAUUAAAUGUCUAUACCUGCCAGCCGAAGCGGUGGCAUGGCGUGCUUUUGGGUGGACCAUAUCUCCAAGCCCACACCCAAACACUUUCAUCACAACACAUACGAUCUGCGAAGAAUCCAUUGGAAUGCUAUGCCGCUCUGAGAGUUGCAGCUCCUUGCUCCUUCUCCGUUGCCAGCAAGCUUGGAGGAGACUUUCAAAUCUAGUGAGGAGCAUUAAAUCCAGAUAUUAUCGUCAUUAUUUUUUUCCCCCGAGAUCCUCGCUUCAUUGAAAUGGUUAGAGCACCAUCUAACAAAUUGAAGGAGUUUUGUAGUGAAAUUUUCCUUGAUGCGCCCAAGAAAAUCAAUUCUUUAUUCUCCGGUACAGCAGCGACUGUGCUUCUAAAUAAUCUGAUCGAUUUCCGGGACUCCUUGGUUGAACUAAAUUGCUGCAAGAACAGAAUGAACCAUCAUAGAGUUUUACCAUUGAAAGUUAUAGCAGUAUUAUACUCGAUUUCGUUCUUUUGCAUCAUUCGCAUCAUUCGUAUGUAUUUAAAAGCUUGCGAGGAGUUCCUCGGUGAUAUCCUAGAUGUUUAAGCAUCUUCAGGAUAUGCUUUGGAGGUUGAUGGCAUUUGGGACGUGGAAAGAGAGAUGGUGGAAAGAGAGAUGAUAGUACAUGGUAUUAAAGUUUAACAAAUUCCUCGAUGAAACAGCCGACGAUAAUGAAUGUUAGAGAUGUCAAGUAAUACUGUUAAGGACAUUUGUUUGAUAAUGAUUUAGAAACCUGAAAGGAUGGGAAAGAAGCCAGGAGGGACGA